AUUUAGAUGAUUUAAUCAUCUGUGUUAUAUAUAUAAUUCUCUUCUUUCUUUCCAUCCCUCAGUUCCCCCACUGCUUCAACCCUUCAAUCUCUUCCGCAACAGACAGCUCAGGAUAUUCAGCCAUCUACCAACCAACAAGCACAAUACUUAAAAACAGUUUCAACAAGCGUAGGUGUUUCCUUCAGGACGUGACAGAUAACCGUGCUCCCUGUGCCUCUAACCUCCUGCCGAACUGUCCAGGAUGUGGCCAGUGCUGUUUGGUGUGUUCACUGCUUUGGUGGUGGCCUGGGUGACCGUCUACAUUCGAAAUUAUUCCAAGAGAAAGAGGGUCUUUUCCCAGGAGUGCCUGCGACCACCGGGGCCAUUGGUGACCGACAAGAAGCAGAGAGAUGAGGUGCUGAAGAAAGGUUUCAGAGUGGACCGUGUCCCGGAGAACCUUGACGCUAUAGUGAUUGGCAGCGGUAUCGGGGGGCUGACAGCAGCAGCGGUUCUAGCCAAAGCAGGGAAGAGGGUUGUGGUUCUAGAGCAGCAUGACCAGGCUGGAGGGUGCACUCACAGCUUUGAGAACCAUGGCUUUGAGUUUGACGUAGGGAUCCACUACCUGGGCCAGCUCCAUGAGAACAGCAUGUUUCGUGUGGCCCUGGAUCAGAUCAGUGAGGGCCAGAUCCAGUUCAACAGGUUGGAGCAGCACUUUGACACACUGAUCCUAGGUCAGGGUGAAGACCGCAGGGACUACCACAUCCUCUCUGGGAAGACAGAGAUGGCUGAGAGCCUGAAGAGGCAGUUUCCUGAUGAUGUGGAGGCCUUGAAUGAAUAUUUCAAGUAUAUGAAGAAGGCAGCUCGUCGUAUCAAUCUCCUGGCCGGCCUCAAGAUGAUGCCCAUGUGGCUGGUAGGCUUCCUGGCUCGGACUGGCCUAUUAGAGCGCAUCUCCUCAGUGUUCCGCAUGGCCAUCACCAAACACACAGAGAAGAUGACCACUCUGACCAAGAACAAAGACCUGCACGCCCUCUCCGCAUACCUCUUCUAUGGUGUUCCCCCUAAGGAAUCCAGUUUCCUAAUGAAUACUCUACUGCUGCAGCACUAUAAGAGGGGAGCCUACUACCCCAUUGGAGGGGCCAGUGAGAUCGCCUUCCACAUAAUCCCAGUCAUCCGGAAGGCAGGUGGCGCUGUGCUGGUCAGAGCCCCUGUACAGAGGGUCCUUCUGAAUGAGGAGGGCUCAGCGUAUGGUGUGACGGUGAGGAAAGGUCAGGAGGAGGUGGAGGUGUUGGCUCCAGUGGUCAUCUCCAACGCUGGCAUCUUCAACACCUUUGAGAAGUUCCUGCCCCCAGAGAUACAGGCCAAGCCGGACAUCCAGGCCCUGCUGGGGAGGAUGCAGCAUGGAAUGGGCAACUUCCUGGUGUUUGUGGGUCUGGACGGCACGAAGGAGGAGCUGGGCAUCACCUCUAUGAACUACUGGAUGUACAAAGAAAACGACCUGGACACACUGAUGGAGCGCUACAGCUCUCUGAGCCGAGAGGAGGUGGUGGGGAACAUCCCCAUGAUGUUCAUUCAUUCCCCCUCUGCCAAAGACCCCACCUCCAGUACCCGCCAUCCAGGGAAGACCUGUAUGACUCUGUUGACCAUGGCCAAGUUUGAGUGGUUUGAGGACUGGAAAGAUACCAAGAUAAACAAGAGAGGGCCCGAUUACGAAGACCUGAAGAUGAGCAUGGCCAAGGAGCUCCUAGACUGGGCACUGGUUGUCUUGCCUCAGCUCAGGGAUAAGGUGGUGUAUAUGGAGGCUUCCACUCCCCUGACCAACAUGCACUACUUGGGCGCCCCGCGUGGAGAGAUGUAUGGGGCUGAACACAACCUGGACCGCUUCAGCCCGGAGACGGUGGCCAGAACCCGGCCCCCCACCCCCGUCAAGGGACUCUACCUCACCGGCCAGGACGUGUUCUGUAACGGGAUGGCCGGUGCUCUGCACGGAGGAAUCCUGUGUGCCUCGACAGUUCUGGACCGUGUUCUCUACAUGGACCUCCUAGCGCUGAAGAAACAGCUCAAAAAGCAGACUCGUGAAAAGGCUCGUAACAAGGCCUGAGAAACUAUUUGGACACAGCACUGACCACAGUCAAAAUCAUUACAUAAACCAAUACCGUGUAGGCUACUGCAUACAGUAUGUCACAUUUCUUCACCCUGUCUAUCACCCUGUCUAUCACCCUGUCUAUGACCCUGUCUAUCACCCUGUCUAUCAACCUGUCUAUCACCCUAUCUAUGACCCUGUCCAUGACCCUGUCUAUCACCCUGUCCAUGACCCUAUCUAUCACCCUAUCUAUGACCCUGUCUAUGACCCUGUCUAUCACCCUGUGUAUGACCCUGUCUAUCACCCUGUCUAUGACCCUAUCUAUGACCCUGUCUAUGACCCUGUCUAUCACCCUGUCUAUGACCCUGUCUAUCACCCUGUCUAUGACCCUGUCUAUGACCCUGUCUAUGACCCUGUCUAUCACCCUGUGUAUGACCCUGUCUAUCACCCUGUCUAUGACCCUGUCUAUGACCCUGUCUAUGACCCUGUCUAUCACCCUGUCUAUGACCCUGUCUAUGACCCUGUCUAUCACCCUGUCUAUCACCCUGUCUAUCACCCUGUCUAUCACCCUGUCUAUCAGUUUCAUGUAACAGUACCAUGUUGUCUUAUAUUGAAUGAAAAUAUGGUGUCUUUCUUUCUUACCUGUUAUGGUUACACAUUGCCAUCUCUUUAGCUUUGUUUAAUGAUGUUCGGGAAAAAAGAGACAUCACUGGAUUCCUCACAGUCGUAAAUGAUUGCUACUCUUUAGUCAGAUCGCAGGCAGAAACAUGGGUGUGUUUUAUGUUUCGUUUCCAUUGAAGUGCUUCUGUGGGAUAGACAAACUCAUUAAGGUGCACUUUGCACCCCCCCCCCCUCUCCACUGAGGGUAGGUUCAGCCAGAUUAUGUUCAAUACUUGUACAAUCCAUUGUAACCAAGUAAUGCUGCUACUGUAGUAUCUUUCACUGUUACACUGUGCUUACACUGCUGUACGUUUUGCACCUAGUACUGUAGACAGACACCAGGUAGGUUUCAGCUUGUCCUGUUCUAUCGACUCAAAUGGCAGAUAGGAGAAAAUAAGUCACUCUCACUGCACCUCACUUCUCAGUACAAACACUAUGCUGGGAACUGGACAUUGAACUCCCAUGCCAUUAAAAUCACUUAAACAUUC
Oncorhynchus gorbuscha (pink salmon) is the source of this 3207-nucleotide messenger RNA. Its product is annotated as all-trans-retinol 13,14-reductase-like. Gene Ontology annotation, molecular function: oxidoreductase activity. The coding region runs from base 242 to 2077 and encodes 611 amino acids. Lineage: Eukaryota; Metazoa; Chordata; Actinopteri; Salmoniformes; Salmonidae. The record is from RefSeq and is a predicted model, not a curated record. The transcript is spliced from 11 exons.